Messenger RNA from Canariomyces notabilis, 841 nucleotides. RefSeq lists its product as uncharacterized. NCBI's taxonomy places the organism in Eukaryota, Fungi, Ascomycota, Sordariomycetes, Sordariales, Chaetomiaceae. The coding region runs from base 214 to 834 and encodes 206 amino acids. The transcript has a single exon. The record is from RefSeq and is a predicted model, not a curated record.
CUCGGCUUCGAACGGGAGAGCGACCAAACCGUCAACGACUCGUGCUUCCCGAGCCUUAGUAGUAGUAUCCGGCCAGCGGGGAUCUUCACUAGGUAGCGGUUCACAACUACGAACACAACAGCCUGGAAGUAUGUCUUCCAUGUCUCAACCAACCAGGCCUUGCAUGUAUCCUCAAACUUCCUGAUGAGGUACUGGCUGAAGUCAUAAAGAUCAAUGGCGACACCCCCUACCCGAUUAGAUGAACUACGUCGCCUGAACUUCGACAGCCUCUGUGCUACUCGUCGGGCCCUGAGGCCUCUGGCGUUCGUUUGCCGCCGGUUGCACGUUCUUUCCAUGCCGUUCCUGCACUCUACUGUUGUCCUCAAAAACAUAGUCAGAACUGCCGAUACAGCAAUCAGCAGUGUGAAAGAAGUGCGUGAUUUGACCGAUAUGCCUGGCGAACCACUGGAUCGGCUCCACCGCAGAUUCCAGCGCAACCCAAGCCUCGGACUCUUUUGUAGAGACUUGGUGCUCGACAUGCAGACUUCCUGGUCUAUGGAUACUUUCAGCUACCUCCGAGAGCCAGCGGCGGAAAUGAUGACUGUGCUUGCAAGACAAGCCAACUUGAAGAGCGUGACGAUUCUGGGUCACUUCGGAGUCCUCCACACAAGUUCCUACUGGGAUCGCCUGGCAGCCGCUUGUACGGAUAUGACCCGUUUGCAAGAGGUCCAUGUGAUUGGGGAUUCGCGGACUCUUUGUGUGCAGUUUGCGCUCGAGAUCAUAGGGAACAGAGUCAUGAGAAAAACCAAGAGGCUGACGCUGUGUUCGCUCUUUCCCGAGUUUGCCCCAAGGUAACGAGAGG